Messenger RNA from Pterocles gutturalis (yellow-throated sandgrouse), 2105 nucleotides. Its product is annotated as chromodomain-helicase-DNA-binding protein 7-like. The transcript is spliced from 2 exons. NCBI's taxonomy places the organism in Eukaryota, Metazoa, Chordata, Aves, Pterocliformes, Pteroclidae. The annotation marks the transcript as partial. The record is from RefSeq and is a predicted model, not a curated record.
AUGGCAGAUCCAGGAAUGAUGAGUCUGUUUGGAGAAGAUGGGAAUAUUUUCAGUGAAGGGUUGGAAGGUCUUGGAGAAUGUGGAUAUCCUGAAAACACGGUAAAUCCUAUGGGGCAGCAAAUGCCUAUGGAUCAAGGAUUUCCCUCUUUACAGUCACCUCUUCAUCAUCCCCCUGCAAAUCAAAAUCAAGCCAAGUUGACCCAUUUUGAUCACUAUAAUCAAUACGAACAGCAGAAAAUGCACCUGAUGGAUCAGCCGAACAGGAUGAUAAGCAGUGCCCCUGGGAACGGUAUCGCGUCUCCUCAUUCACAGUAUCACAACCCUCCAGUUCCUCAGGUUCCUCACAGCAGUGGUGCUGGUGGUCAGAUGGGAGUCUAUCCCAGCAUGCAGAAUGAAAGGCACGGGCAACCCUUCGUAGACAGUGGCUCCAUGUGGGGACCACGGGCAGUUCAAGUGCCGGACCAGAUAAGAGCACCCUACCAGCAGCAACAGCAGCAGCAGCCGCAACCGACGCAGCCGCCACAGGCGCCCUCCGGACCACCUGGGCAGGGCCAUCCUCAGCACAUGCAGCAGAUGGGAAACUACAUGGCUCGUGGUGAUUUUUCAAUGCAGCAGCACGGUCAGCCACAACAGCAGAGGAUGAACCAGUUUUCUCAAGGCCAGGAAGGCCUCAAUCAGGGAAACCCUUUUAUCGCCACCUCAGGACCUGGCCACUUGUCUCACGUGCCCCAGCAGAAUCCCAGUAUGGCACCUUCUUUGCGACACUCAGUCCAGCAAUUUCACCACCAUCCCCCCACUGCUCUCCAUGGAGAAUCAGUAGCCCACAGCCCCAGAUUCUCCCCUAAUCCUCCUCAGCAGGGUGCUGUUAGGCCGCAAACACUUAAUUUUAGUUCUCGGAGCCAGACGGUACCCUCACCUACUAUAAACAACUCAGGGCAGUAUUCUCGAUAUCCUUACAGUAACCUUAAUCAGGGAUUAGUUAAUAAUACAGGGAUGAAUCAGAAUUUAGGCCUUACAAAUAACACUCCAAUGAAUCAAUCUGUACCAAGAUACCCAAAUGCUGUCGGAUUUCCAUCAAACAGUGGUCAAGGACUAAUGCACCAGCAACCCAUCCACCCUAGUGGCUCACUUAACCAAAUGAACACGCAAUCUAUGCACCCUUCACAGCCUCAGGGAACUUAUGCCUCUCCACCUCCCAUGUCACCGAUGAAAGCAAUGAGUAAUCCAGCAGGUACGCCUCCUCCACAGGUUAGACCUGGUAGUGCUGGAAUACCAAUGGAAGUUGGCAGUUACUCAAAUAUACCCCAUCCUCAGCCGUCACACCAGCCCCCUGGUGCCAUGGGAAUUGGACAAAGGAAUAUGGGCCCCCGAAACAUUCAGCAGAAUCGUCCGUUUAUGGGUAUGUCUUCAACACCACGGGAGAUGGGUGGGCACAUGAGACCAAAUGGUUGUCCAGGUGUUGGCCUUGCAGAUCCACAAGCAAUACAAGAGCGACUAAUAUCUGGCCAGCAGCUUCCUAGUCAACAGCAAUCUUUUCAACAGCAAAUGCCAACCUGUCCUCCCAUGCAGCCUCAUCCAGGGAUACAUCAUCAGUCUUCACCACCCCCACAUCCUCAUCAUCAGCCUUGGGCACAGCUUCACCAGUCACCACAAAACACACCACAAAAAGUGCCUGUCCUUCAGCAUUCUCCAUCGGAACCCUUUUUAGAGAAACCAGUGCCAGAUAUGACUCAGGUUAGUGGACCGAAUACCCAGCUAGUGAAAAGCGAUGAUUAUCUGCCAUCAAUUGAGCCGCAGCCCCAGCAAAAGAAGAAGAAAAAGAAAAACAAUCACAUUGCUGCAGAAGGUCCCAGUAAAGGUUUUGGUAAGGAAGACUUUCCUGGGGGACUUGACAGCCAGAAUCUAAGCAGGAACUCAGUGGAUUGCUCCCAAGAAGAGAAGAAGAAAAAGAAAAAGCCUAAGGCAAAAAAAGAACCGAAGGAUCCUAAAGAACCCAAGGAGAAGAAGGAGCCCAAGACCCCCAAAGUCCCUAAGACGCCUAAAGAGCCAAAGGAAAAGAAAGCAAAAAGUACCACGCCAAAAGCCAAGACCAGCAAAAAGGCUAG